UCCUUACGUCGCCAUGCCACAAAUAUCCACCAAACGCGGUCGACCCCGCAAGUAUGGCUCUAAAGAAGAGAAGGCGAGACAAGACGUUAUCGCGAGGCGUGCUCGACGACGGCUUCAGUCGACAGCAGCUCGGGACAAUACCCGAUUCAAAAUUUACACAACUUCAAUGGUGAAAAAUAAGCGACAACCCAGCAAGCCAAGAAAUAUGCCCACAAUCUCUGGACUAUCUCGACGUUCUCGCAAAUUCUGCUAGCUCGCUGCAGCAACCGGAUACCUCAGAUCAUAGACCCUCCGUGUUUGAGCCUGAAGAAUCUAUUUUUCUCCGUGAAGGUCUUAACACGCCGGCUACAAGGAUUUCUCUUGCGACACGUACCGCAUCAUGCGAAAUCAUCGACACCCAACCGAAUCCGCCGGAACCUAUGAAAGUAGGUAUAGUGUCUUCUUGCGAUGCAUCGCACGAUGCCAGUUUUGCUUCGCUCGAUGACAGUGACACGUACUCAGCGCCAGCCAGUCAACCGGAGUAUGCCAGGUACCGCAAGCGGAUGGGCAGCCGAAGUCUUCGAUGGCGAGGCUGCGGGGGCAUGGCGGGUUGAUUUAUUCCUACUCGGUUGUGGCCUCAGCAAUAAGAGAGCAUUAUAGUUGACAUAUGGGGACAGAAGCGCGCCUUCAUACGUGGGCAAUUCAAGCAUGUCAUACAAGGACCGGAAGGCCAGUAUCCCCUCAAUUUUCGAAAGGCUCCCGCCAGGUCACUCAAGGGAUGUCUGCCCAAUUAAAAUGCAAGAAUUGAG
This is a messenger RNA of Fusarium oxysporum Fo47, 788 nucleotides long. RefSeq lists its product as uncharacterized. The transcript has a single exon. Bases 14 to 253 code for a protein of 79 amino acids. The record is from RefSeq and is a predicted model, not a curated record. NCBI's taxonomy places the organism in Eukaryota, Fungi, Ascomycota, Sordariomycetes, Hypocreales, Nectriaceae.